Messenger RNA from Solanum tuberosum (potato), 1250 nucleotides. RefSeq names its product probable tyrosine-protein phosphatase At1g05000. The record is from RefSeq and is a predicted model, not a curated record. Lineage: Eukaryota; Viridiplantae; Streptophyta; Magnoliopsida; Solanales; Solanaceae. The transcript has 5 exons. Gene Ontology annotation, biological process: protein dephosphorylation. Gene Ontology annotation, molecular function: phosphatase activity. The coding region runs from base 212 to 835 and encodes 207 amino acids. Gene Ontology annotation, cellular component: cytoplasm.
UAUCGAUCUAUACAAAUUAUUCGAUUUACACCGCGAUAUAAACCUUCACCCCGUAAACAGGCAGCGCAAUUUAGCAGCCGGCCUUUAACCUUUAUAAAAGGCCGAAGAUCCGAAAAGAUUCCAUAGAAUCAAAAUUCAGUUUUAUAAAUAUACAUUUUUCAAUUCCUAAUUAAAUACGUAUCUCCUUUUUAACUUGGCGCCAACAGCAGCAAUGCGAUUGGAGAACGGCGAUCGAUCCACGUGUCAUCCGAUCGUUAAUUCCAGCUCCGACGACGAAGACGACGGCGGUUUGCUGCUGGAGAGUUAUUCACCGGUAUUAGAUGGUGAAGGACUUCUUGUUCCGCCUCUCAAUUUCGCUAUGGUUGAUUACGGUGUUUUCCGGUCUGGUUUUCCUGAUACUGCUAACUUUGCCUUUUUACAAACCCUAGGUUUUCGUUCUAUCAUAUAUUUGUGUCCAGAGCGAUAUCCUGAAGCUAAUGUGGAGUUUCUAAAUGCUAAUGGAAUUCGGCUUUUUCAGUUCGCCAUUGAAGGAUCUAAGGUUGAGGAGCCACCAUUGGUCAACAUCCCAGAGGAAACAAUAAAGGAAGCUUUGAGGGUUGUCCUUGAUGAAAAGAACCGCCCUCUGUUAAUUCACUGCAAAAGAGGAAAGCACCGAACUGGUAGCCUUGUGGGGUGCCUCAGAAAAUUACAGAAAUGGUGCCUCACCUCAAUUUUUGAUGAGUACCAAAGGUAUGCUGCUGAGAAAACUAGAGUAUCAGAUCUGAGGUUCAUGGAGUUGUUUGACAUUUCCGGCUUCAAGCAACCACCAACAUUCUGUUCACAUUCCCCGAACUAAAUGGAUAAGAUGUACAGGACGAGCGGCAAUUUUGGCUUUCCAUUUUUAACAGGAUCAAAAAAUUUGAGUCCACCCCCAAAAGUAUUGGAUUCCUUAUAUGAACUCUGGUUAUGGUUUUCGUUAGUAUCCGAUUCUUCUUUUCAUUUGGACAUAGUCACUCUCUCUCUUUGUAGAAAGUAGAUGCCAUGGCCUAUGAUAAAGGGUCUCUCAUCCUUAACUCUUUUUGUGUUCAUUGGAGAUGAUCUGGGAAUUGUAAAAGUUGUGCAUUAUUUUUGCUUAUUAGAAGGGAAAAGGGAGGGUUAUGUUUUCUUCAGUUUGAACUCAGUGCACCUUCAUAUUUUUCUCUUCAUACCUUUGGUAUACGGUUUUGAACUGUUGGAGGAGGUGAUAUAUUUUAAGUAGUUAAAUUGUAUUA